Messenger RNA from Drosophila innubila, 538 nucleotides. Its product is annotated as INO80 complex subunit C. The transcript is spliced from 2 exons. Gene Ontology annotation, biological process: chromatin remodeling. Lineage: Eukaryota; Metazoa; Arthropoda; Insecta; Diptera; Drosophilidae. The coding region runs from base 57 to 395 and encodes 112 amino acids. The record is from RefSeq and is a predicted model, not a curated record. Gene Ontology annotation, cellular component: Ino80 complex.
UCAUUCAUGAGCAACCAAAACCAAACGAUUGUUUAUAUUUGUUUAAUGCCAAAGUGAUGGACUCGUUGUCUCUGCCUAAACCUAAACGAACAUUUAAGCGUUCAUUUGCCUUUCCCAAGAACUGCGUCUAUCGACCGCUACGUCAAAUUCACAAUAUGGAGCGCAAUCAAAAGUUGCCCGCCGAUCAGCCUACAUACUUCACGCUUAAUGCGCCGCCCUCGUUGCUGCCGGUCAAGAAAUAUUCAGACAUUAGUGGUCUACCGGCGCCCUAUGUGGAUCCCCAUUCAAAACUGCGUUAUGCCAAUGCGGAGGAAUACGCCUCAAUGCAGCACAUGCCUUCGGAUAUCAUCAAUGGCUAUCUGACCGUUCGUGGCUACACGAGUGCUGUUGGUUAGCUCAAGGUGUAUGUUUAUAUAAGGUGAUGUCUUUGUUGACAGCUGAGCACUGCUGCCAAAAAUCGAUCGGAAAAAUGAACUAAAAAUUGCUUAAAAAGGCUAACACUCAAUAGAAUCAAAAUACAAACAGAAUUAUGAUUUAA